Molecule: messenger RNA, 1754 nt
Organism: Ananas comosus (pineapple)
Lineage: Eukaryota; Viridiplantae; Streptophyta; Magnoliopsida; Poales; Bromeliaceae
Exons: 3
Coding region: 143-1495 (450 amino acids)
Cellular component (GO): intracellular membrane-bounded organelle
Source: RefSeq, a predicted model, not a curated record
GAGAGAGAGAGAGAGAGAGAGGGGUAUCCCCGCUUCACAAGGAAACGGGAAAUUCUCCGAGUCAAAACGCUUUCUCAAAAAGCGCUUUCAUUAUUACCGCUUCCGCUUGUUGAGCUCCCCCGCUUCGUAGUCCUCCAUUUUCAUGGCGAAACCCUCGAAGCGAAUCCUCUACACCUUCCCAAAGCUCUACUCCUCCUCCCCCAAACCCCUCCCAAAUCCCAUUCCCCGAAACCCCUUAUCUUCUUCUUCUUCUUCUUCUUCUUCUUCUUCUUCCCGUUCCAAGCUCAUCAAUUCGAGUCAUGAAGCUUCCAAUUCCAUUCAGAAUCUCUCCUCGCCCUCCGAAAUUUGGCGAAGAGCUUGUUCGAAUCGAUCUCCCCCGAAGCCCACAUCUCAAAUCGGUACGUAUCAUCGCCUGUUUACUGAAAGGUACGUGGGGAGUCGCUCUUACUCGAAUUCGUCAUCUGGGCUUUCUAAUUCGAGGCAUCUGAGCACGAAUUACCCCAUCAAGUUGCGAUCUUUAGGGUUAGGGAUCAAAGGGCUUGGCCGAAUCGAAGAAAAUGGACUCAAAACCCGGUUUUUCUCUGUUAAAAGCUUGAAUCAGGGCAAAUUCGGUGGUGAGAUUGCGAAAUCGGUGCUUGAGAAGCCUCUUUCUAGUGCGAAAUCGGCGUUUGCGCGAUACCGCGAGGCGGUGGGGUUACAAAUGGAGGCGUUUUGGAGGAGGAAUUAUAUGAUUGUGCUGGGCGCGGGGGCUGUUGUUGUUUGCAUCGCAUUGUGGAGGAUUAUGUUUGGGAUCGCGAGCACUUUCAUAGGGCUUUCGGAGGGAAUGGCGAAGUACGGGUUCCUCGCUCUCGCCACGGCUAUUGUAGCUUUUGCUGGCCUGUAUCUCCGUUCAAGAUUCACAAUAAACCCAGACAAAAUAUACAGGAUGGCGAUGAGAAAGCUUAAUACGUCCGCUGCAAUUCUAGAGGUCAUGGGUGCUCCUUUAACUGGGACAGAGGUGAGAGCAUAUGUUAUGUCAGGAGGUGGGCCGAGAUUAAAGAAUUUUAAGCUCAGGCUUAGUGGGAAAAGGUGUUUCCUUAUUUUUCCAGUCAGAGGAUCGGAGAGGAGGGGUCUUGUUAGUGUUGAAGUUAAGAAGAAAAAAGGCGAGUACGACAUAAGGCUCCUCGCGGUCGACAUCCCGAUGGCAUCUGGGCCGGAUCAACGGCUAUUCUUAGUCGGCGAUGAGGAGGAAUACAAAGUUGGCGGGGGGUUGAUAUCAGAGCUUCGAGAUCCCAUAGUCAAAGCCAUGGCUGCGGAAAAGGAGUUUGAUGAUCUCGACCAAAAGGAGGAGGAAGAGGAUGAGAAAAAAGAGCGCGAGGAGGCGGAGAGAAGGCAAAGAGAGGAGGAAGAACAAUUACUCGAGGAAGAAAAGAAAAGGCGCGAAGAGGAAGAAAGAAUUCUUGAAGAAGAAAAGAAACGGCGGGAGGCCGAAAACCUCGAAAAAGUUGGCUCAUAGUUUUGACCGCGGAACUCAAAACUUUUUCUCCUUUUUAUGUUGUUUUUUUUUACUUAUUGAAAUUUCGAAAGGAGCGGCAUGCUUCUUUCCGAGAAAGGUGGAUGAUUGUUGGAUAAAAAGGAUUAGUUAGAGAUCAUUGUUUUCUUUUGUUCCUUUCUUGAUCUAAAAUCUGCCAUUGGAAGAAUGGAUUUGCUCUUCGCGAGGAGUUUGAUCAGAUUCAAUAAAUUCGACAACACCCAGUAUUUGCAUAAUUACGACA